UAAAGCAGCCUUUAUAACAAAAUUGAGUGAACAUAAAACUUGGAGAUUCAAUACCGGAAAAAUUUCAGUAGAUUUUCAAGUUUCUGAACGCCAAAAAUAGGGCAACCCGGAACAAAUAUACAAUAUUUCACUUAUCACUUAAUUGCAAUCGAUCGAACGUUUGAAAGGCUUCGCUAUGGCGUCACAUCAGUACCACCAAAUUGCAAAUUUGCUGGAAAAAAUGACGUCGACGGACAAGGACUUUCGUUUCAUGGCAACAAACGAUCUGAUGACGGAGUUACAGAAAGAUAGCAUUAUCCUGGACGACGAGUCCGAGAAAAAGGUGGUGCGAAUGGUGCUCAAACUGCUGGAGGACAAGAACGGCGAGGUCCAGAACUUGGCAGUCAAGUGUUUGGGCCCUCUGGUCAACAAGGUGAAGGAGAUCCAGGUGGAGACCAUCGUGGACUCGCUGUGCGCCAACAUGAUGUCCAACACCGAGCAGCUGCGCGACAUAUCAAGUAUUGGCCUGAAGACAGUGAUUGCCGAGCUGCCGCAGUCUUCAAAUUCCCUAGCCCCAAAUGUCUGCCAAAGGAUUACCGGCAAACUGAGCACAGCUAUUGAGAAGGAGGACGUCUCUGUGAAGCUGGAGUCGCUGGACAUUCUAGCCGAUCUGCUCUCUCGCUUUGGGGAGUUCCUGGUACCCUUCCACAGCACCAUACUGAAAGCUCUGAUGCCCCAGUUGGCCUCCUCGCGCCAAGCUGUUCGCAAGCGAACCAUCGUGGCCCUGUCGUUCCUGCUUAUCCAGGCCAACAGCAAUGCCUACAACGGUGUCAUCGAUCACCUGCUCGAUGGCCUAGAGAAACCAUCAACUCAAGCUGCCAUUCGAACUAACAUUCAGUGCCUGGCUUCGAUAUGUCGACAGGCUGGCCAUCGACUUUGCAACCACAUUGAUCGUUCCAUGCUCUUGCUGAGCCAGUACAGCCAGCAGGACGAUGAUGAGCUGCGCGAGUUUUGUCUUCAGGCAUGCGAAGCAUUCGUUAUGCGCUGCCCAGAUGCCAUAAACUCGCAUAUUCCCAUGAUCCUGGAGCUGUGCCUCAACUAUAUCACCUACGAUCCAAACUAUAACUACGAGACGGAUGAUGGCGAUACUGGCAAUGCCAUGGACACGGAGGAUGAUGAGUACGUUGACAGUGAGGAGUACAGUGACGACGACGACAUGAGCUGGAAGGUUCGUCGCGCUGCAGCCAAGUGUCUGGAGGUUUUGAUAUCCACGCGCCAGGAGCUCAUCGAGGACUUCUAUCGCAGCCUGAGUCCGGCUUUGAUUGCGCGUUUCAAGGAGCGCGAGGAGAAUGUUAAGUCCGACAUCUUUCACGCUUAUGUGGCCCUGCUAAAGAACACACGCCUCACCGACGACGUGGCCAACGACCACGACUCCAUGGAUCAGGUAUCGGGGCCCACCUCGCUGUUAAUUGAGCAGCUGCCACUCAUUGUAAAAGCCAUACAGCCGUUAAUGAGGGAAAAAUCGAUGAAAACGCGCCAAGAUUGCUUCCUCUUGCUGCGUGAGCUGUUGAAUUCGCUACCAGGCGCCCUGGGUCCCUACUUGGAGAGCAUUGUGCCGGGCAUAAGCUAUUCGCUGAAUGACAAGAGUUCUACCAGCAACAUGAAGAUCGAGUCUCUGGGAUUCCUCUACUCGCUGCUCCAGGGACAUCCGCCGCAUGUCUUUCAUCCACAUAUACCUUCACUGGUGCCCCUUGUGGUGACUUCGGUCUUUGAUCCGUUCUAUAAGAUUGCCACAGAGGCGCUCUUGGUGUUGCAGCAAUUGGUGAAGGUGAUUCGUCCGCUGGAACCGAAUGCGGCCAAGUCCGACUUUGAUGCACCUUCGUUUGUGGGACAGGUGUACUCGUGCACCUUGCAGAAACUGAAAGUCACGGAUGUCGACCAGGAGGUGAAGGAGCGAGCUAUAGCCUGCAUGGGACAGAUUAUCGCCAACAUGGGCGACAUGCUGCAGAACGAGCUGGCGGUUUGCCUGCCAAUCUUCAUGGAGCGCCUUAAGAACGAAGUAACCAGGCUCAGCAGCGUGAAGGCGUUGACCCUGAUCGCAGCUUCCUCCCUGCGCAUUGAUCUAACUCCCAUCCUGCACGACGUGUUACCCGCAUUGGGCACAUUCCUUCGAAAGAACCACCGCGCCCUGAAGCUACACUCCCUCGAUCUGAUCAACAAGAUCGUCAUCAACUAUUCGAGCAACUUUGAGCCGAACCUACUGCAGACAGCCAUAGUUGAGAUUCCACCGCUCAUAUCCGACUCGGACUUGCACGUUGCUCAGUACUCUCUGACACUUUUGAGCACGGUAGCUCGCCGGCAGCCCCAAGCUCUUGUCGGUAUACAUGAGCAGUUCUUGCGCUCUGUGCUUAUCCUCGUUCGAUCUCCUUUGCUGCAGGGGUCUGCAUUGAACUGCACUUUGGAGCUGUUCCAAGCCUUGGUGCAAACACAGCUGACUGGCCUGGACUAUCAUUCGUUGGUCUCGAAGCUUAUGGCUCCAGUUUUGGGUGGCAACGGCGAUGCCAACUCCAGAGCCACUGCCGGCGCUCCCAGUGAGGUGGUGCAGCUGCACAAGCAGGCCUAUCACUCAUCGGCCAAGUGCAUCGCUGCCUUAACACAGCAGUGUCCCCAGGUGGCGACCCCGUUGGCCACAAAGCUGAUAACGGAUCUGCAGAAGCGUAACGAUACGGAAAUUAUAUUCUGUUUGCUCACCAUCGGAGAGAUUGGCCGGCAUUUUGAUCUGAGCUCCAUACAGGUGCUGCCACAGACAAUUAUUGAAUGCUUUGGGGCCACCUCGGAGGAUGUAAAGGCUGCAGCCUCGCAUGCUCUCGGCGCGGUGUCCGUGGGAAGCCUGCAGACAUACCUACCUCUGAUUCUGCACGAGAUUGAGGUGCAGCCAAAGAGACAGUAUUUGCUGCUACAUUCGCUUAAGGAGGUCAUUUCAUCGCUGUCGGUGUCGCCCAGCGGACUGGCUCAGCUCUUGCCCUCGGUGCCAUCCAUUUGGGCCCAGCUUUUCAAGCAUUGCGAGUGCUCAGAGGAGGGGUCACGCAACGUGGUGGCCGAGUGCCUGGGCAAACUUGUGCUGGUCAAUCCCGACGAACUGCUGCCGCAACUGCAGCAGGCAUUGCGUUCCGAAAGCCCCACCAUGCGCACGGUGGUUGUCUCCUCCGUAAAGUUCACCAUCUCCGAUCAGCCGCAGCCCAUUGAUGUCCUGCUCAAGCAGAACAUUGGCGAGUUUCUGUUCGCUCUGCGAGAUCCGGAGCCACAGGUGCGACGCGUCGCGCUAGUAGCCUUCAACUCUGCGGUGCACAACAAGCCCAGCUUGGUGCGCGACUUGCUGCCCACCCUCUUGCCUUGGCUGUACUCGGAGACGAAGGUGAAGAGCGAACUCAUUAGGGAGGUGGAGAUGGGUCCCUUCAAGCACACCGUCGACGACGGUCUAGACAUUCGCAAAGCGGCAUUUGAAUGCAUGUACACACUUCUCGAGCAGGGCUUGGAUCGUGUGGAUGUCAUGCAGUUCCUGGAUCAUGUCCAGGCUGGUCUGUGCGACCACUACGACAUCAAGAUGCUGACGUACCUGAUGACAGCACGUCUGGCCAUCUUGUGUCCUGAUAAGGUCCUGCUAAGACUCGAUCAAUUUAUACAGCAACUACGUGAUACGUGCACCCACAAGGUGAAGGCCAACUCUGUGAAACAGGAGUACGAAAAGCAGGACGAACUGAAGCGUUCUGCCCUUCGUGCAGUGUCGGCCCUUUCGCAAAUACCAAAAGCAAACAAAAAUCAGCAGUUAGUGGAUUUCCUCAAGUCGAUCAAAGAAACACCAGAAUUAAACAAGAUCUUCGAGUACAUACAGAAGGAUUCGAUCACCGGUAGCUCAGAUAUUAUAGUAAUGGAUCAAAGUUAAACGGGAAACUUGGUUUCUAAUUCCUUUACUUAAUUAAGAAUAUGCGUUUGCGCACAAACAAGUAUCUCUUUUUCUGAUAUAGCUUUUAGAUUUUCUAAUAAGAAAUAAAUGCAGAUCGACUUGAAAGUUAA
Molecule: messenger RNA, 4053 nt
Organism: Drosophila teissieri
Lineage: Eukaryota; Metazoa; Arthropoda; Insecta; Diptera; Drosophilidae
Gene: Cand1
Product: cullin-associated NEDD8-dissociated protein 1
Exons: 8
Coding region: 176-3922 (1248 amino acids)
Biological process (GO): protein ubiquitination; SCF complex assembly
Cellular component (GO): nucleus
Source: RefSeq, a predicted model, not a curated record